Molecule: messenger RNA, 1079 nt
Organism: Aegilops tauschii subsp. strangulata
Lineage: Eukaryota; Viridiplantae; Streptophyta; Magnoliopsida; Poales; Poaceae
Source: RefSeq, a predicted model, not a curated record
AUGGACUCGGACGACGAGGAGGCGUUCGCUGCACUGCUGGAGGAGGAAGUCGAUGCCGACGCCCAGGACGAAGAGCGCCUCAUGGUCCUCGCCGCUCUAGCUGGCCUGUUUGCGAGCAAUGCAAAGCCGCGGCGAGGUGACUCGGUGCCGGGCCGGCAGAAGGCAAAGCAGAGGCAUCGACUAGAGGGUUAUUGCUUGCUCUACACUGAUAACUUCCCCGACGCUCCACUGCAUGGCGAGAAAUUCAUCACCGCACCCAUUAUUCGGUUUCCCUCAAGAUUCCUACCGAAGAAAAAGAAACCAUCAAUCAAUAAUGAGAGAGAGAGAGAGUGGGAGAGAUGCCAACAAUCAUGCAAGCCGCUACUGCACAAUGCAUCGGCGCUGUCCCACGCAACGCCACCGCACAGCUCAGUUCUGGCCCUCCUUUAUAAGCCCCGCCGCGCCUCUCCAUCGCUCCCCCACCCACACACAGCUCACAGCGCAGGCAGAGGAAGCGAGAAGCGAGCCACCAAGAAACCACCCAAAGGUUUGCACAAUGGCCGCUUCUCAGCUCACCAUCCUCUCCGUCCUCGCGCUCCUGGCCGUGGCCGCGACCGCUCAGGCGCCCGGAGCGGCCCCCGCGGCAGCGCCCCAGGCCCCGCCUCCCCCGCCGGCGACCCCGCCCCCGGCAAUGGCGCCCCCUACCCCGGCGCCUGUGUCCCCGCCCCCUACCGCGGCCCCUGCGCCCGCGCCCCCACCGUCGCCCCCACGCCCUCCGCCACCGCGCCGGCGCCCGCCGACUCCCCGAUGUCCUCCCCUCCGGCGCCCACCCCGGACAUGUCGCCCUCGCCCACCGCCGAGCCCGCCACCCCGGGCAGCGGCGCCGCUGGUCUCAGCCCCGCCUUCGUGUUGGCCGCCGCCGCGGUCGCCAUCUACGCCUUCUAGAUGACCCGAUGAUGUAUCAUUUCAUUGUUUCUUUGCAGCUUUUGUUCCAUUUCUCCCCCUCUUUGCCCCCUUCCGUCCGCACAUUGGUGUACCCUCAUCUUCUGCUGUAAUUACGAGCAUUGAUUUAAUUUAUGCAUUUCACCAUUAUUCUUGUA